Messenger RNA from Penicillium maclennaniae, 8550 nucleotides. It is a transcript of the gene atmA, whose product is annotated as DNA-binding protein kinase TEL1. The transcript has 11 exons. The record is from RefSeq and is a predicted model, not a curated record. Bases 1 to 8550 code for a protein of 2849 amino acids. Lineage: Eukaryota; Fungi; Ascomycota; Eurotiomycetes; Eurotiales; Aspergillaceae. Gene Ontology annotation, biological process: DNA repair. Gene Ontology annotation, molecular function: protein serine/threonine kinase activity; protein binding.
AUGACGGAGAUAUUUCUUGACCGAGCACUCGGGCUUCUGGCAUCAGAGAAGCAAAAAGAUCGAAGUGAUGGGCUCGCAGACCUGAAACAUAUUCUGCAACAGAACAAACAGAGCUCUAAACUUUUGGAUCUCAAUGAUAAAGCCUGCUUCAAGAUUUUUGAGACGCUCUUCCGACUGGUCGCCUCUGAAAAAUCCGGUUACGCCCGAGCCCAACGGUCGAACUCCAAGAGCCCUUCUACAACACGUCUAUCAGCAUGCGCGUCGGUCAUUCGGAUAGCGGUCGACACUUUCCUGCAAAACAUCAGAAUCAAGACCGUCCGUGCCGUCAUUGAACACAUUCUCGAGACCAUACCGAUCCCCGGGGAAGGCCUUUGGGAGCUCAUGAGCGUGGACUAUACCAAAUGCCUGACAUCUCUACUUCGCUACCCACCCCACACGGAGCAUCUUGGAGAUGCAGAUUGGGAGAAGCUCAUUGAGUUCUGCCUAACGGCAUUGAGACUCCCAGUGGACGAUGAGAGUCAAUUUAGUAUCCGCAGUGGAUAUCGAUCCGCUGCCGAGGAUACAAGCGAUGGCCAUUCGACUCCAGCAAGGAUGACACCCGCUCCAGCAGCUAGAGAAAGAUCCGUGGGCGAUAGAACUGCCAUCGGAGAGGUUGUAGAGUCUAUCCAAUUACUGACUGCAAGCCCAAGUGCCCCUACUCAGCUUGCUGCGGAGAACAUCCUCCACGGGCUUGUAGAAUAUGUCAAAUCCUCAUCAACGGUGGCUGGAAAUGCACACCAGCUUGCAUUCAAUAGCAUCAAUACAGUGGUGGCAAGGGUCAUGUUUGAUCAGUCUCAAAUGGUUCAGUCAGCUCUUUUGCGCCUCAUUCCGGUAAUUCGACGCAUAUGGGUCACUAAGCUUCAAAGCUUGAAGGACGAACUACUCGUCACUUUGAUGCACUGCACAGCUCUCCUCGCCGACGCAGCUCAAAAAGAUCCUUCCGAGCCGCUGGAGCGCUCUAUUGAGGGACUUAUCAGCUCCCUGUUCUCAGAGUAUGUGAGGCGUCCCGAGAAAGAGCUGUUGCAGGUCGAUGAUGUGGUAUUCCACGAGGCAGCGGAGAUGGAGAAUCGACAGCUGUAUGGACCUCGCUUGGGAUACUCUCGAUCUGAACACAAUUGGUCUCUAAUCUGGGUUAUCGCAAGCUUCCUGAAGCUGUUGGAAGACAUUUCAGCUCGUCCAAGAGACCCGGACUCACUUCGCGAGGCCUCGGGUAAAAGGCAGCGUUUACAUUCUCGCAUCGAGGAUAUCUUUCUAGACGCAAUUUCAGCUAUAGGAGCGCGGAAGAUAUGUGCCCUUCAGCUGGUUCCGUUUCUUGAACAAAGAAUCGAUUUGGAAAGAAAAGAAUCUUUCAUCCGGCGACUUACACCCAACAUCAUGGAUGACAAUGGCGCUGUUUCUUCUUGGACGAUGAUUGCAUUGGCAAGCAUUGCGACUGGUCCUGACUCGAAAGCGACUGCGUUUAAGGGCCAUUGGCCGAGGGCUGUGGACCUCGCAGCCCGUGCAUUCUCUUCUUCAGUCACAUCUAGAGCCGCUUGCAAGCUCAUGAGUGCAGUCAUAGAAGCUGAACUACUGAAUUAUUCCACUUUGACCGAAAUUACACGGUCCAUGCUGUCUUCUGCAGGCCUGAACGGCCCCUCCGCAGUCUCAGACACCUCUCUGGGCCUUUGGGCACUGAUAGCACGGAAGAGAUCCCAAAUAUGCCCCGGAUCAGCACAGAACGCUUCAAAGCAAAUUUGUAGUUGGCUGAGGGAAGCUUGGACUAUCGGCUCUGUUACUGAUCGUUUCCAAACAGCUCAGGUAGCUCUCUAUGCGCGCCCAUUCGACUUGCUCAACCUCUUCAUGGCCUGCACCAAUCGAUCUUUCAGUCCUCCUCGCCUUCAAGAGACAGGGCCUACAGGACCCGUAGCAAGGGCGUGGCUUUUCUUAUAUGAGAACCAAGGCCUAUUAGAGUACCUUUUCAACAUCACACCUGACCUCCGUAACUCCAAUCCAUGGAGCAGGGAAAGCUCAUGGCGCCUUGAGUCUUCAACACGGCAAGACGCCGAUGAUCUGGUGAUCAUUGACUUGUUACGAUUGAAGUCCGACAUUUUUCUUCAAAACUGGAAUUCAUGCACAGAAAACAGAUCGCUUCAUGUUACUACAGACAUCCUGCAAAUUCUCACUUCUUUCUGUACUGUUUCUACUCUAUUCGGGGCAUGUCUCCCUCUGCAACUGGAACCACGGAUGAUAGAAAUCCGCAAGAAUUGCCUCCUCAUAUGGAAUGGUAUCUGUGAAUUUUUUGCGGCCCACGGAUCGCAUUUGAUACAACCUUGUCUUGAGACAAUAAUGCCAUUCAUUUCCUCGGCACCAAAGGCCUGUACCGUCGCGUGGACUGGAGUUUUGCCGCUCGCCGCUCCACUUGCCAAAGUGCUCGAGGGGUUUCGCAAGAAUUCAAAACAAGACAGUACCGAAAUACAUGAUUUGAUGGAUUCGGAUGAUCGGCUGACGGCUCAGGGCGAUCAAUUAUCCACUGACCAGAGCAUCAUUUCUAUGAAUCGGGAAUUCAUUGCUCUAUUUCGAGACACAGUCACUUUCCAGCGGUGUAUCACUAUUCAGCUUUCAAUCUUGUUAAAAGUACAACCCGGGGCUGGCUCGCAGGUGAAUUAUUCUCCGGACAUCAUUGAGUACCUAACGAGCUUCAAUGAAGCAGACCUUUUGUCAGCUAAGCACAUAUUACCCGAUGUUUAUCGCAGCAUCUCGAGAAUGGAUCAGGAGGGUUUACUUUGUGUCCUGGAAGAUCUGGGCGAACGAUGUCUUCAGUCGUAUGAAAUGGAGCGAUGUGAAGCUUCUCACGGCAUCUGUAUCAGCAUGAUGAGCGGGUUUGUUGCUUCUUGGACAGAUGAACAAAAUCGAAUCCUGGGUGAUUCAGCCAUGGACUUAUACAGUUGGUUCAUGGAAGCCUUGCUGGCUAGAAAGAGAGCCUCACCGAGAACCUACAUCGUCUUGUCCGAGCUCAUUGAAGCUGUGCUUGAUGCUCGCCCUUCAUACGGCAGUGAACAAUCGCUCCCAUCGCCCCGUACGAGCCUAUUCACAAUCCUCCAUGAAGGCGAUAUCCAGGUCAAGUUCAGCGUUGCGGGCUUCAUACCUUCCUUGUUUCAACGGUUUCUGCUCAAGGACCAUGAUGCUAUCUUCGACGAUGUUCUGGGAAGUUUGCCUAGGGAUCCGGAUUGGGUUGAAGGCAUUGCUCUUCGCCUUUUUGUCCUGUCCAAACUAGCAUCUGACUGGCACACUCUACUUCGCAGGUGUAUUUAUCACAUGUUCGAAACACCAGCUCAGGUGCCAGCCUCUCUCGAAUACGCUCAAAAGUGCAUGAGAUCCGUGUCGAACGCGCUUGGCUUGCGAGACGCGACUGAAUUAUUUCGACUUUUCGCGUCUCAAAUACUCUACACUUGGACGGAAACACAGACGGUUACUUCAAUGCCAUUCAGUAUCUUUGAAUAUGAGAAUCUCAAAGAACUGCUGCUCGACGUGAAGGACGAGGUCGUUGGGCAAAUCAUGAUGCGGGCCAAAGAGUCGGAACUGCAGGAACUUGCAAGUUAUCUCCAAAUCCCUUUUGCUGAACUUCUGGAAACGUCGUUCCACAAAGCAGAGGCCUAUUGUAUCGCGCGGGACAUCACCACCCCACCUGAACCAGGUAGCCAGCCCAAAGGCGUGGAGGUUCGGAUGAGAAAGCUACUGGGUGCCGACAGUUUUAUGAAACAUGCUGAGAUGCGCUUCCCUGAAAUCAUAGCUAUAUUCUUCAAAUCCCUGGAUCGUCAUGAUCAGGUUGAAAGAGCAUUUUCAAAACGGCCAAAUUUUCAAUAUGCAUUGAUCAUUCAUAAAAAAAUCGUUGGCAAAGGCGCGGCUCAAAGUUCGUUGCCAGCGAAUCAGCAGCCCUCAUUCAGGGCCCGCUACCUCCUGGAUGAGCUGGAUUUCCUUUGCAAACGAGUAGGAUUUGAAUUGGAAUCAAUCUGGACUCCUGUACUAGCAUCAUUUGUUAGUCGGUCGCUACUGGAAACUAUACAUCCGGCCUUGGGAUCUCUUCACACGUGUUCCGCUAUUCGGAAAAUCAGAAUUUUGGUCUGCUUGUGUGGCCCUGUGAUGCUGGAGGGCUAUCCUUUCGAGAUGCUGCUUCAUGCUCUUCGCCCAUUCUUGAGCGAUAUUCACUGCUCGGAAGAUGCCUUGGGAAUUUUCUGGUACUUGUUAGAGGCCGGCAAGGGGUACUUGAUGGGUAAGCCCGAGUUGGUGGCAGGAAUCUGUAUUACGACUUUCUUGACGCUUCGCAAGUUUUAUUCGUCAUCCCUGUCAAGCACCACGCAACACAGCCAAUUCGAGUCGGCCCUUACAAAUGCGGAAAAAUUUCAUCCGUGGCUCUGUCAAUUUGCUGAAGAAUGCCGUAGUUCAGACUGGGAUCACGAAACCCAGGAGCCCUACUCUCGAAUGUUGAACCUUGCUGAAGACUUGUCAGCACCCGAUCGGCCAAGAAGUGGUCCAAGCGAGAAGGACUUGGUCCUUGAAGUGCUUGAAGACCAAGCCGCUAAAGUCCCUUUGCUUCAGAAGCCGAUAGCGGAUCUUGUGCUCUCGUUACUAUGUCCCGAGUUCAAACAAGUCAAGGAUGACGCCGUCAGGUCCUCUGACAAGGCUCUUGACGCGGAUUUUCUCACCGUGUCGUUGUGGCGUACCCUGCAUAAGUUCAACGGCGGACUCGAGUACCGCUUAUGGGCUGCUAGAGUCAUCGGGCGCUCCUUUGCGUCGUCGGGCAAGAUUAACGAAAGUUUGCUUCGAGAGCAGGACCUUUGGCUUUUCAACGAUCCAGUUUCAAUUGCACCAUAUGAUGCGUUUUGUUUCUCCAAGACCAAGAUUCUACAAGUGCUGUGUGACAAACUGCAAAUUCAAGAUCAUCUUGAGACAGGUCUCAUCGAACGCACUUUGCAAGUCGUUCUCAGCAACAUCACCGAUUUCCCAGACGUCCAAGGCUGUGCUGAGAUCAUCCCUGAAUCAAUAUUACCUGCUUUUAUUUGGAAUCCCUAUGCCUGCCCUCAGAUCCCACUCUCAGCAACCGAACUUGAACUGUUCAAAAAGUCCAAAUUGGAUGCGUCUGGCUUGCCCGUUACUGAAUGGGCUCGUGGGGUUUCUCUAUCCUUGUCCAGUGCUAACCUGGAUGAUCCUGUUCUUGGUCCAUUGCGCAAGGUUCUUGCUGUCAUUCCAGAUCUGGCUGUACAGAUGCUUCCCUACAUAGUUCAUGACGCUUUGUUAGUUGAGAGCGACAAGAAUGGGCCGAUUCGUCAAUCAGUUUCUAAUCUCUUCAAGAGAAUCCUCUCCGAAGCCAAUGAAGAGACGAUUGCACAUGCUCAGCUUGUCAUCAGCUGCAUCUUGUAUCUGCGCAAUCAGCCCAUGCGGGAGGAAUCUACCAUCGUGGACCGUGACCGAUGGCUCGAUAUCGACUACGGAGAAGCAUCUUCAGCCGCACAUCGCUGCGGCCUACAGAAAACCUCGCUUCUUUUCCUCGAGAUAGAGGCCUCCAGAAUCGUUUCAGGGUCUCGUCGCUCAUCUGUUGCAAAAUACGAGCCACCCAUAGAGCUGCUCCAUGAUAUUUUCAAGAAUAUUGAUGACCCAGAUCUUUUCUACGGCAUUCAACAAAGCUCAUCUCUGAUUACGGUGAUGGAAAGGCUGGAGUACGAGAGCUCUGGCUUCAAGAAUCUUCUUUUUCAAAGCGCCCAAUAUGACAGUGAGGUCCAAUUAUACGAAAGAGCGAAUCCAUACGAAGUACUGAAAGCUCUAAACUCGACGAAUUUGCGAGGAAUUGCCAAUACGAUGCGAUCCGCUGCAGGAAUUUCUGGUGAAACGCCUCUUUCCUUUGAUAGCACCUUGCAAGCGGCGACAAGUCUUCAACAGUGGGAGGUUCCCGUGUCGCCGUCGAGUUCCUCACCGUCAGCAACAGUCUUUCGUGUGUUCCAAAGCUUAGCUUCAUCAUCUUCCCUGUCGGAAGUCAAUCACUGUAUCGAUGAAUGCUUGCUUAGCACUCUCAACAGUGUGGUCGAGACCGGUCAGUCAGCAAUCAAGCUACGAACUUCCAUGCGAGCAUUGGGAAUCAUGACUGAAAUAAGAGAUAUCCUCGACUCAUCAUCGCCCGAGGCAAUGCAAGAAGCCUGGGAGACUAUCACAGCAAGGAGCAGUUGGCUAAAGACUGAGAGUUAUCAUGAAGUUGGCGAUAUCCUCAGCUGGCACGAGGCUCUGUUCUCCUCCAUUAGGAAACAUGACUUCCUGAGAUCGAAGCCAGGACUGAGCGCCGGUGAAUCGCGACUUCUAGAAGCCAAUGUCUUCCGGCAAUCGCUGGAGAUUACGAGGAAUCAUGGUGUCUCUCAGGCAUCGCUCAAAUCUGCAAUAACACUGUCAAAGCUCGCUGAAUCGUGCGCAGAGCUCGGUGUGGAUAUUGAAGGGGCAGCAAAAUUUGACCUUGCCAAUGUUCUCUGGGACCAAGGCGAAAUGACAGCCUCGAUUCGUAUGCUACAGCACCUCAAAGGACAGGGUGACUUGCACAGACAAGCGAUCCCCAUCAGUCGUGCCGAGCUACUCGUUACUUUGGGUGAUCAUGUGGCCGAAGCACGUCUAGAAAAACCCGAAUCGAUCCUUCAAGACUACCUGUACCCGGCGGUCAAGGAGCUAAAGGGGACUGGCAAGGGAGAAGAGGCCGGAAGAGUCUACCAUGGGUUUGCCACAUUUUGUGAUCAGCAACUUCUAAACCCAGAUGGACUUGAAGAUUUCAAACGAGUUGAACAGCUGCGAGACCGAAAAGAAAAAGAAAUGCAGGGUUUAGAAGAUAUGAUGAAGACUGCCGAGGGCCGAGAAAGAGAAUCUUUGAAAAUUUUUCGCGCCAAAACCAAGCAGUGGUUUGAUCUUGACGAUCGCGAAUAUCAACGUUUGCUCCGGAGUCGGGAAGCCUUUCUGCAGCAAUGUCUUGAAAAUUAUCUACUGGCUCUGAGGGAGAGUGAUGCUUACAACAAUGAUGCUCUGCGAUUUUGCGCGCUCUGGCUUGAUAAAUCAGACAGCAACACCGCAAAUAUGGCCGUCAAGCGAUAUCUGAGUGAAGUGCCCAGUCGGAAAUUUGCGCCUCUGAUGAACCAGCUCUCCUCGCGUCUGCUAGAUGUCUCAGAUGAGUUCCAGUCGCUACUUACAGGGUUAGUAUUCAAGAUUUGUGCGGAGCAUCCGUUCCAUGGCAUGUAUCAAAUAUUUGCCAGCAGCAAGUCCAAAGGAGGCAAAGAUCCUUCUUCUCAUUCUCGAUUCAGAGCUGCCAAUAAGCUCGUUGACAAGUUGAAGAACGACAAGGAAAUAGGGGCCACCUGGAUUGCAGUUCACAAUAUGAACAUCACAUUCGUCCGCUUCGCGAUCGAUAAGCCGGACAGCAAAUACAAGACGGGCGCAAAGAUCCCCUUGAAAAAGCUUUCGACAGGAAAUCUGAAGUCCCCCUCGAUCCAAAAGUUCCUUUCCGAAUUUACAAUCGCUUCGGGUGUGAGCGCUCCCAAAAUUGUGACUUGCAUUGCCACCAAUGGCGAGCGCUAUAAACAGCUGUACAAAGGAGGAAAUGACGAUCUACGCCAGGACGCAAUCAUGGAGCAAGUCUUUGAGCAAGUCAGCAGUCUUCUUAAAGAUCAUCAACCUACACGACAGCGAAAGCUAGGGAUCAGAACGUAUAAAGUUCUUCCCUUGACUCUCAAUGCCGGAAUCAUUGAAUUCGUACCAAACACCAUUCCUCUUCACGACUAUCUGAUGCCGGCACACCAACGAUACUUCCCCAAGGAUAUGAAGCCAAAUGCCUGCAGAAAGCACAUCGCUGAUGUGCAGACCAGAUCGUUCGAGCAACGAGUCAGGACCUAUCGCCAGGUGACUGAGCAUUUCCAUCCUGUGAUGAGGUAUUUCUUCAUGGAGAAGUUCAACAAUCCAGACGAUUGGUUUAGCAAAAGAUUGUCAUACACCCGCAGUACCGCAGCAAUUUCCAUACUCGGCCAUGUGCUCGGCUUGGGUGAUCGACAUGGACACAAUAUCUUGCUGGAUGAAAGAACUGGGGAAGUUGUGCACAUUGAUCUCGGUGUUGCCUUUGAGCAGGGUCGCAUCCUGCCGAUUCCAGAAGUAGUGCCUUUCAGACUCACGCGAGACCUAGUUGACGGCUUCGGAAUUACGAAGACCGAGGGCGUGUUCCGCCGCUGUUGCGAGUUCACAUUGGAGGCACUUCGACAAGAGUCGUACAGUAUCAUGACUAUCCUUGACAAGAUGCAAGACAACCAGGGAACGAGCGAAGGGCCGCCCGUUUUGCCUGGAGCAGCCGACAAGUCCUCAACGAACGAACCUAGCGAGGCUGAUCGAGCUUUGACGGUGGUAGCUAAGAAGUUAAGCAAGACGCUGAGUGUCACUGCUACUGUCAACGAGUUGAUUCAGCAGGCAACUGACGAGAAGAACCUUGCUGUUCUGUAUUGUGGUUGGGCAGCUUAUGCAUAA